UCAUCCUGAUGAUAAUAAUCUCACGUGUAGCUGAUCAAUCCAUGAAGUUAACGAUCACUUAUUAAGUUUUCGUGAAUAUUUGCUACGUGAUGAAGUGGAAACCCGAGGCAGCAGGCUGAGCUCGAGCUGCCACCGGAAGUGCCACAGUUUGCGCUGCUGCUACCAAACUUCCCCCCCGGAGCCAGUGGGUGUGGGUCGAAGCUAACGUGGCUAACGAAAACAGCACUUGACACGAGGCGGAGAUUCGGAGCGAGCCGGCGGUCUGAAGGCACCGUGUCGGGACCUCGUCUGGUCCCGCUGCCACGUAACAUCUUCCGUUAAUCGGCUGAAGCAGGGAGACUCACUCGCCCGCCGCGCCGCUGCUCCGCGGAACCUUUGUUCGGAGCACUUUCUGGAGCUAAGAAGAAGUCCACCAUGGCAGAUGAUGAUUUCACUAGUGGAGAUGCUGGGGCCUCCUCAACUUAUCCCCAGCAGUGCUCUGCCUUGAGGAAGAACGGCUUUGUCAUGCUGAAGAGUCGUCCCUGCAAGAUCGUCGAAAUGUCUACCUCCAAAACUGGCAAGCACGGACACGCCAAGGUUCACCUUACUGGGCUUGACAUCUUCACACAGAAGAAGUAUGAAGAUAUCUGCCCAUCUACCCAUAACAUGAAUGUCCCCAAUGUGACAAGGAAAGACUAUCAGGUACUUGGUGUCUCAGACGGCUUCUUAUCCCUCAUGACCGACAGUGGGAACGUGAGAGAUGACCUUAAAAUGCCAGAAGGGGAUCUCAGCAAGGAAAUUGAGAGCAAAAUUGAUAAUGACGAAGUCUUCGUGGUUUCUGUCCUGAGUGCUCUCGGCGAAGAGCAAGUAGUUGCCGUUAAGACCAUGACCACUUGAGAAGAGGACGCCGCUGCAGACCUCACGUUCCUGUCCUCCAUCAUGGUUCUGAAGCCUCACCAAAGCUCCAGGCCUUCCCCCCACACCCUACCCUGUUUCUCCGCUGAAGUUCAGAGGUCGAGCUCGGCCGGCCUCAAUUGUAACUUAAUUGUCUGACAGGCGUUGUCCUCAAUCAAUGAAGUUAUCCAUCUGCAUCCAUCACAGUAUCAUUUUGCAAAGGGAAUGAUUUUUUUGUUGUUGUUGAUGUUGUUUUUUGGGGUGCUGUUCUUGGAACAACCCAUCAGUAUUCCAGCAAAUUCAUACCAUUCCUGUCAGUUUAGGGGGUUGUCUUUUUUUUUUUAUUCCUUCUACUCUGCAUUGCAUUUAUAUUCACUUACUGUCUUUCUGGAACAUGAAACGUGGCUGUUUUCGGUGGGAUGCUGAACCCAACUCGAAAUCUCUCUCCAAUCUUAACUCAUCGCCAUCAUUCCACGUCCAGCAGGCUCCAUGUCUGUUUUGUACCCAGCUCAGAAAAUUCAAAAAACACACCUGCAACGAUCGUCGCAUCUUCACUUUCACUGGCCACAACAUUAGGUACACCGUUGGACUUUUUUUUUGUUUUUUGUUUUUUUAACUUAAGAGCUGCCUUCAUUCAUAGUAGCAUUGAUCUCGAAAGGUGCUGGAAACAUUGAUCCGACGUUUAGUUCCAUGCGGUCGUGAUGACGUCCCACAGAUUUAUCAGCUCCACAUCCGCGAUGCAAAGGUGACGUUUUAUGGUGAAAUCCAUGUUUAGUGCGUUUUUGUUGACAUUCAAACAUCAUUCAGUUGGUACUAAAGGGCCCAGAGGUCCACCACCAACCUAAAUGGGUGAAUCCCUGUUUUUGUGGACACAUCCUAAGUGUCUUAAUCUAAUUCCUUCUGUCUUUAUGUCUAAAAACAUCCAUUGAUUAUAAUCAUUUUGCAAACGUAAGAGUUAAAGAGGUGUACGUAACUUUGUGGCCAGUGGCUCUCUGUAUCCAUAUGCACACUUAAAUUGGCUUGAAUGCACACUUUAGCAGCUAUGAAUGAAUGUAAAUACAAACAUUAUAUUGACUGCAUAUAAGUGCAGAUCUCACUGCAAGCUCUAUACUAUAUAUAAAUAUAGCCAGGCCUUCAAAAUUGGUCUUUUCCAGCAGGAAUCUCUACUUUCUGUAGUCAUGAAGCCAAACAGGCCUGAACAGGGACGGUUGGGUGAGGAUUUUUUUUUUUUUGUUCUCUCUCUCUCCUCCUCCUUUGCUCGGACAGUUCUUUCACUCGAGGCCUUUACAAGCUGACAGAUGUAUAGGAAAUUACUUUGAACGAACAAAACACUAUAACUCAUUAAAAUAAGAAUCUGGUCAAGCAGUAUAAUCACAACAAACUUCGAUCACUUUUGGAAUUCCUGGCCCAAAAUAAUUUAGAGAAAGAAGAAACCACUUAUUGGCUCGUGUCACGUAGCCAAAUCAAAGUGGCGGUUUCACUGUGAGGAAUCGAACACAGCGAGUGUUUACGGAUGAGCUUAGUUUUCGGUGGGAGGUGAGUAGUGGAAAAUUAAAUUUGUGGGUGGUAGGUUUAUUAGCCGUCUGAAUAUUUAAGGGUGGAGUUCAGACUCAAAGGGCUAGCAGCUGGUGGUUUUUGUUUGUGGAAACAAUGCGUUACUCUUUACAUACACGCUCGCAUAAUCUGUUGCGAGACGUGAGUUGAUGGCAGGAGAUUGCAGUGCGUUCUCCAGCCCUGCUGGAGAACUUGCAAUGUAAACACGGCCAGGUAGAUUUUUUUCUUUUUGUUUUUUUCCCUACCUCUUAUUGUAAAAUUAAAGCUGAAUAGCAUGUUCUAAAUCUAUUAGCAAUAUAUAUUUGAAACACUGUAAAGUGAGGUUUUUCUUUGUCGUUUUCUCUCGCUCUCUCUUAUUGGACCUUUUCAACCGCGUCUCGACGCCAGUCUGUCAAGACUGGAUGCGUUAGGAAGUAUUACAACAACCUCUUAUGUAGCUGUGGUAAAUUACUGUUUCAGAGUUGUCUUACAACAAGUUCUUCCUUUUUUGAGAUUCAUUUCUGCUACAAAGAGCAUAAGUAUGCAAUACAGCCAGGUCACAGACCCGUGCUUUUCUCAACACGCUCAGUCUCAGCUUGGAAUAUCUCUCUCUUCAGUAGUUGAAAUCUAACCGUUCGUCAUGCCACUUAAGGUAUUUAUGAUGUUAAAUGUUUGAAGUAAUUCAGUUUUGUGCACACAGAUUGUAAGACUGACAUUGGAAGGUAGUCUCUUUAGCUUUAACAGCAGCCAUUGUAUAAUAUUUAUUUCCCCAGAUUCCAGUCUGAAGGUGUUUUUUUGUUAUUGUUUUGCCUCAAUGAGAACACCAUCGUCGUCCAUUGAGUAUUAUUCACUCAUCAUUCUCAUUAACUGCGGGGGUGACAUUUAACUACUCUCCCUCUUCCGGUACUCAGAUAGCAGCACUCCGAGCUGGACGCCAUGCAGGUGUUGUUGGAACGCCACUGUUCCGUCUUAUGUCGGGAAUUCCUUUCUUCGAUUGGGCAGAUUAAAAAGAGCCCACUAACAAAGAAUUGCUCUAAAAGCGGCAGCAUGUCACAAAGCUUUCGUUGCGUUGUCGUGUGCAUGCAUCAUUCCUUCCGCUUCCAUUUAACACUCAUUUUAUUCUCGGGAGCAAUAAGCCAAAGAAUGUGUUGAAGAAAAGCUAUUUUGGAAAAAAAACAAAGUUAAAGCAGUACUCCUUCAAGCCAUAUCGGUUCCCCGUUCAGUGCGUCACGAUCGACUUUGUUGUCAUUCCUUGUUCCAUUUGAAUGUUUUUGAGCGACUCUGGCCUCCAAUAUGUAGCACUAAUUAGCUCCACGUCAAACCUCUAGAGACGUCUCUCACCUGGAGACGGAAGGGAUCUCUAAUUCCAUUUGAGAAAAUGUUUACACUGUAAGGGAGACGGCCCUGCCCUUGUUACCCAAAAAGAAAAAGAAAAGAAAAAAGACUGGUCAAUGUGGUGGGGGCAGUUUUUCUCAGGGCGCUAAACUGAGUGUUAGAUGUGUUACUUUGUGUCAUCAGUAAUGAUUCAGAUCACAAGCAUGUUUUAUUAAUCCAUUGUUCUCGAACCUAAACUAUACCGGUGUUGGAAUAUGUUAUAUUCUGAGAUUUUUUUUUUCUUUUCUGAUUUCUGACAAGUCUCAGAAAAAAAAAGAGCUUGUAGUUUUUUCUUUUUUCUUUUUAAAUUGGGAUGGUUUCAUUUGUCUUAAAGGUGGUUUCUUUGUGUGUUUGGAGCGCAGGAAUCAACGUAGGAAAUGGGUUAAUCUCAGUGUACCGUAUGUCCCUGUGUGUGCUGGAAAGUGGUUUGAGGGCAUUUUCCAGCUUUGCUCCGUCACUGUGUCCAGAGGGAAAUCCUCUGCAGCAUAUAACUUCAUGGGCUUCUUUGUUUUCUUACUCUAAUGUAUGGCUGCUGUCUUGAGAGAAAAACAAAACAAAACAGAAAACUGAUUUAAUUCUUGUUUUUGUUGUAUUUACAAAAUAAAGAUUAUUCAGAUGUUACUGGCUACAAGAAAAUGCAACAGCUGUUCUCUUGUUUUCAAACUGGCAAACACUUCAUUGUAAGUCAUUACAAUAAAGUAUUUUGUCUUCGUUGUCCA
Messenger RNA from Salarias fasciatus (jewelled blenny), 4499 nucleotides. RefSeq names its product eukaryotic translation initiation factor 5A-1-like. Gene Ontology annotation, biological process: positive regulation of translational termination; positive regulation of translational elongation. Gene Ontology annotation, molecular function: translation elongation factor activity; ribosome binding; RNA binding. The transcript has 5 exons. The coding region runs from base 415 to 876 and encodes 153 amino acids. The record is from RefSeq and is a predicted model, not a curated record. Lineage: Eukaryota; Metazoa; Chordata; Actinopteri; Blenniiformes; Blenniidae.